Molecule: messenger RNA, 1050 nt
Organism: Neopsephotus bourkii (Bourke's parrot)
Lineage: Eukaryota; Metazoa; Chordata; Aves; Psittaciformes; Psittacidae
Gene: CA14
Product: carbonic anhydrase 14
Exons: 11
Coding region: 1-1050 (349 amino acids)
Cellular component (GO): plasma membrane
Molecular function (GO): zinc ion binding; carbonate dehydratase activity
Source: RefSeq, a predicted model, not a curated record
AUGAAGAGGGGGCGGGAGGGCGCGCGGACCAGCACGUGGGGGGAGGAGUGCACCUUGGUGACGUCAGGGAGAAGAGGCGUGGUCCCCAUUGGACGUCCCCAUGGGCAGCACCAUUGGCCCGAGGGGUACCCGGUGUGCGGGGGCCGCGCUCAGUCCCCCAUCGACAUCCGGGUAACGGGGGUGCAACCGGACCCUUCGCUGCCCCCGAUCCGCCCCGAGGGGUACGAGAGCCCCGGGGCUGAGCUGCUGGAGCUGAGCAAUAACGGGCACACGGCGGUGCUGGAGCUGCCGCGGGGGCUGCGGCUGCGGGGGCUCCCCGGGAUCUUCGCCGCGGAGCAGCUCCACUUCCACUGGGGAGGAGCCGGGGGGCGCGGGGGCGCCGAGCACCUGGUGGAGGGGAACCGGGCGGCUGCGGAGAUGCACGUGGUGCACUACGAUGCCGGGCGCUACGGCAACGCCAGCGAGGCGCAGCAUCACAGCGGGGGGCUGGCUGUGCUGGGGGUGCUGCUGGAGGUGGGUGCUGCCCCCCACCCCGCCUACGCCAACAUCCUGAGGCACCUGAGCAGCAUCCGCUACGCUGGUCAGAGCACCUCCAUCCCCUCCUUCAGCCUGCGGGCGCUGCUGCCCCCCCGCCUGGAUCUCUAUUACCGGUACAACGGGUCCCUGAGCACCCCCCCCUGCUCCCAGGGCGUCCUCUGGACCCUGCUCCGGGAGCCCGUGCGCAUCAGCCAGGCCCAGCUGGAGCAGCUCCAGGGAACCCUUUACAGCACGGAAGCAUCCGAGGCCGAGCCCCGCCCCCUCCGGGAUAACUUCCGGCUGCCCCAGGAGCUCCACCAGCGCGCGGUGCUCUGCUCCCUGCCCCGGGCACCCGAGGGGUAUUCAACAGGUGAAGGCAUCGCCAUCAUCAUCGGCGCCCUGGGCGCCUGCAUCGGCCUCUUCCUCAGCAUCCACUUGGUGGCCAAGAGGCUGCGCGCGAGGAGGACCCAGGAGCAGGACAUCGUGUUCAAAGCCUCCUCCCAUCGUGCCCCCUCCAACCACAGCCACCCCUGA